AUGGAUGAGGAGCCAUCCAAAAAGGAAGAGGCCGCGCCCAGGACCGGGACGACGAAGCGGCAACCGCCUGCUGCCGACGACGAUGGGGGCAGUCCUUCUCAAGAGGCUCCCACUACCAAGCGAGCGCGUGGAAGGCCCGCCAAGGACCCGCCGUCACCUAAAACGAGAGCCCGGACCGAGAAGCCGGCAACGCCCACCACGGAUGAGGAGCCAACCAGGAAAGAAACGGCCACAUUCAAGACCAGGACCAGGACGACGAAGCCCCAAUCACCUGCUGCCGUCGAUGCCGGCAGUCCUUCCCAAGAGGCUCCCACUACCAAGCGAGUGCGUGGGAGGUCCGCCAAGGACCUGUCUUCACCUAAAACGAGAACCCGGACAGAGGAGCCAGCAACGCCCUCCAGGGAUGAGGAGCCUACCAGGAAAGAAGCUGCCACAUCCAAGACCAGGACCAGGACGACGAAGCCACAAUCACCUGCUGCCGUCGAUGCCGGCAGUCCUUCCCAAGAGCUCCCACUACCAAGCGAGCGCGUGGGAGGUCCGCCAAGGACCCGUCGUCACCUAAAAGGAGAACCCGGACAGAGAAGCUGGCAACACCCACCAGAGAUGAGGAGCCAACCAGGAAAGAAGCGGCCACAUCCAAGACCAGGACCAGGACGACGAAGCCCCAAUCACCUGCUGCCGUCGAUGCUGGCAGUCCUUCCCAAGAGGCUCCCACUACCAACAGAGCACGUGGAAAGCCCGCCAAGGACCCGCCGUCAUCUAAAACAAGAGCCCGGUCAGCGAAGCCGGCAAUGCCGAAGCUCAUCGCCACCACGGCUACCGGAAAUGCGAGAAAGGCCGCUGAGGCACCGACACCCGACGCCGAUGCGAAUGUCGCGUCCACCAGCGCGGCACCCAAGCCCCAGAGGGUGA
Messenger RNA from Dermacentor andersoni, 912 nucleotides. NCBI's taxonomy places the organism in Eukaryota, Metazoa, Arthropoda, Arachnida, Ixodida, Ixodidae. The record is from RefSeq and is a predicted model, not a curated record.